AAGCUGACCGUAAGUCAAGCAGACGACAACUGAGUCAGCUAUAAUACUCAGUCAAAUGAAGUUCAUUGGCCUACAUUGCUUUCUGCCUGGCUGUAUAUUAUUCUGCUUCUGCUCGUAAUUAUUUACAACCAAAACGCAAGACUUUGAAAGCGUGUUCUUUCCCCUAGCUGUUGCAGAAAAUUAAUGAAGAUGAGAUCGGUGUUGUGGAUGGCGGUGAUGCUGCUACUGUCAUGCUCUGCCGGCAUCAGAGCAAGUUCAGUUGCCAAAAAAAACUGUCCAGAAAAAUGUGGAGACGUUACUGUUCCUUACCCUUUUGGAUUUGGCAAACCUGAAUGCGCCAAGAAUGAUUCCUUCCUGCUUAAAUGCGAGCAGAACGGUAGCCUCUUCUUUUCCAACAUCCAAAUUUACAACAUAUCAUUGGAGAACGGUACCUUCACAGCAGGAAACAUUCCCUCUCCCUACAAAUGCUACGAUCAAAGCGGUUUGGCGGCUGGCAGUCUUUAUUGGAGUUUAAACCUCACAAGAUGGCCGCCUUUCACCAUCUCCUCUACCUACAACAAGUUUAUUGGUUUAGGCUGUGACACCGUAGCCUAUAUGUUCGUCAACGAAGGCCAGCGUUUCACAAGUGGGUGCGUCGCCCUCUGUUAUGACCCUGAAGCCAUUAAAAACUACGGUGCUUGCUCCGGUUACGGAUGCUGCCAGACGACCAUUCCGGAGAACCUCAAAACAUUGAACAUUACGCUCACCAGCUUUUAUAAUCACAGUGAUAUUUGGAAAUUCAACCCCUGCAGUUAUGCUUUUGUUGUUGCAAAUUCCUACGACUACUCGGAAAUAAACUUGCAAGAUUAUCCUACUGAAAGGCCAUCUACGCAAGCAGUAAUUGAAUGGGUGUUCGAAGGGCCAAAUUACUGCCAAGAAAGUGAACCUUGCGGCCCUAAUGCUAUCUGCGAUAACUCUCCAACCGGUGGUGGAUCUCGUUGCCACUGCCCGCCAGGGUUCAUCGGAAAUCCAUAUCUCCAACAAGGAUGCCAAGAUAUUGAUGAGUGCCAAGACCAGAAUCCAUGUCAAGAAGGUGCUUGUCGGAAUACCAUUGGGAAUUACACAUGCGACUGCCCGCUUGGCAUGCGUGGUGACGGUAAAGUUGGCUGCCGGGGACUCCGAUUGCCCAUUACCAUUGCAAUAGUGAUUGGCGGGGUCAUUCUUGUUAUCAUUAUCACCAUCUUGAUUUUCAUUGUCUGUCAAAGGAGGAAGAAAGAGAAAUAUUUUAGAGAUAAUGGAGGUAUGAUUUUGAAGCACCAAAGAAUCAGGAUUUUUAGCGAGACGGAAUUGGUAAAGGCAACCAACAACUACGACAAUAGUCAGUUCCUCGGAGAAGGAGGCUUCGGUUCAGUCUACAAGGGAGUUUUAGCAGACAACACCCUAGUUGCUGUCAAGAAGGCCAAAGAUGUGGACAAGGCAAGAAUGAACCAGGAAUUUCAGCAUGAAAUCGGCAUUGUUUCUCAGGUUAACCAUAAGAAUGUUGUGAAACUCUUAGGUCUGUGUUUGGAGACUAAAGUCCCAUUGCUGGUAUAUGAAUUCGUUUCAAAUGGAACCCUCCACCAUCAUAUUCAUGACAAGAGAUCACAAAUUUUAGGGUCAUGGAAGAAUCGUCUGAGGAUUGCUACCGAGACUGCACUUGCACUUGACUAUUUGCAUUCUUUAGCAGAUCCACCAAUCAUUCAUGGUGAUGUGAAGUCGAUGAACAUACUGUUGGAUGAUCAUUACACAGCCAAAGUAUCUGAUUUUGGGGCAUCAGUACUCAUCUCACCAAACCAAACUGGAAUAGGCUCCAAAAUACAAGGGACAUUUGGGUACUUGGAUCCAGAGUACUUAAUGACUGGCAAUUUGACAGCAAAAAGUGAUGUUUACAGUUUUGGGGUCGUCUUGGUGGAGCUGUUGACAGGGGAAAAACCUACUUCUAGUAGUAGGGAUGGGGAGAAGAGAAACAUAAUUCAAUAUUUCAUUUCAUCUGUGGAAGAUAAUCAGAUCGUCCAAGUUCUUAAUUUUGAGCCAGCAGAUGAUGAUGAAAUGGAGGAAGUAGAAGCAGUUGCUGGGCUUGUUAAGAGAUGCCUAAAUGGUAGCGGCCUAAAAAGGCCAACCAUGAAGGUAGUCGCGGAGGAGCUUGCAAGGCUGAAAAAGCUCAGUGACAACUUUUGGGCUCAGCAGGGCAAUGAAGAAACUGAGUGCUUGCUAGGAGAAUCCUCCUCACAUACCAGUUAUGAGAUUUCAAGUAUCAAUAUGGACCAAAUGGAUACAUAUACCGUGCACACAACAUUUGACAUUGAACGAGGAUCAACUGUUAGCAUCUAGUACUUUCUUCUACUAGUCUUUCAUAUGUUUGAAAUCUAAUUAGUUACAGCAAUUGCAUCAAACAUUGUGUGCAUUUGUGGAGUCUGUCCUUUUCACUUAAUUACUGCUUCUUGGUUUUCUAUGUAUUCAAAUUCGUAGUAUAAAUCAAGUGAAAGUGUUCCAUUAGCAAAAUAACUUGCAUAACAUUAGGGAAAAAAGAAGCAGCUGAAAAUGGAAUCGGAUAGAAAGGCAUGUAUUAACAGUUCAUAUGAUUUGCUGGGUCAUUCUCCUUUCUUGUUUCUUCCAUGUUUACUUGAUGUUGAUUUCAUGUUGUAUUAUUGGUUAUGUGCAUCAUAUUUCUUCUUGAAGAUGUAUGUUGUUUGAAAGAACUAAAGGAUUUUCACAGACCAUGGUGGCCCCAGAAUGCAGCUGGCCUUCAGAUAUGUUUGUGGAGUUGUGCUAAGAGUUCUGCUUGAGUUAAUGAAGCUUGGAUUUUAAGACGCUUAUUCUCCUGUAAAGGUUGGAAAGAGCACAAUACACCUUCCUCCCUUAACUUAUAUCUG
Molecule: messenger RNA, 2891 nt
Organism: Rubroshorea leprosula
Lineage: Eukaryota; Viridiplantae; Streptophyta; Magnoliopsida; Malvales; Dipterocarpaceae
Source: the annotation of a GenBank genome assembly